GACACCCGCUCACUCAUUUAUGCGACCGUCCCCAUACUACUUCUGUCUCCUUUGUCCGAGGAACAGAGCCUCCACACACACACUCUCUCCCUCUCUCCAUCCUCCCUCAAAAGUGCAGCCUUCAGACUUGGUCUCUCUCUCUCCUCCCUCAAAGUGCAGGGCAUCUCAGAUCCGGCAAAACAUUUCUAAACCCGCUGGCUCUGCGAUCAGAGGAGCCAGGAAAUGCAUCUGUUUUCGUUGAUUUUUGGGGAUCAGGGAGGUCUUUGCGAGGGUAGAGUUGAGAUAUUUGAAGCUUAGAUUUAUAAUUUUGAAGAGAUUUGUCAAUGCAUCUUCGUUGUUGAUUCCUUGGCGAAGAUUGCGCUGGUGUCGAGUUUGUCUGGCCUUUUACUCGUGCUAUCGGUUUGCUUGAUUUGCUGGUUGCUUGGAGAUUUAAAUGGCCAUCACUGACAUUCGAAGUCAGCUACUAGGUGAAACCACCUGUGGUUCAUUACUUCAGCAACUGCAGCAAAUCUGGGAUGAGGUUGGUGAGAGUGAUGAAGAACGUGAUAAAAUGCUGUUUAAAAUAGAUCAGGAGUGCUUGGAUGUCUACAAGAGGAAAGUGGAUCAGGCCUCAAAGUCAAGGGCUCAGCUUCUUCAGACCUUGGCUGAUUCAAAAGUAGAGUAUGCUAGGCUUCUUUCAGCACUUGGAGAAAUAACUUGUGUUGGCAUUCCCGAGAAGUCAACUGGAACAAUUAAGGAACAAUUAGCGGCCAUUGCACCAGCGUUGGAACAAUUAUGCAAGCAGAAAGAAGAUAGGGUGAAGGAAUUUGCUGAUGUACAAUUACAGAUUCAAACUACGUGUGCAGAAAUAGGUGGUACUCUCAGAGUAGGCGAAAAAGUGGGGAUGCCAGUGGUUGAUGAGAAUGAUUUAUCACUGAGAAAACUGGAUGAGUUUCAAUAUCAUUUACAGGAACUUCAAAAAGAAAAGAGUGAUAGAUUGCAUAAGGUUCUUGACUUUGUAAGUUCUGUGCAUGAUCUUUGUGCUGUCUUGGGAAUGGAUUUCUUUAGCACUAUAACUGAAGUGCAUCCCACUCUGGAGGAUUCUAUUGGCGUGCAAUCUAAGAGUAUAAGCAAUGAUACUUUAUCAAAUCUUGCUAAGACUGUUGCAGCCCUUGAAGAAGAUAAGAAACAAAGAUUGCAGAAGCUGCAAGACCUAGCAACUCAACUAUUUGAUCUUUGGAAUCUAAUGGACACUUCAGCUGAAGAACGGAGUCUUUUUGAUCAUGUCACUUGUAAUAUCUCUGCUACUGUAGAUGAAGUCACUGUUCCUGGAGCUCUUGCCCUUGACCUGAUUGAACAGGCUGAAGUUGAAGUUGAAAGGUUAGACCAGUUGAAGGCCAGCAAGAUGAAGGAAAUAGCUCUCAAGAAACAAAGAGAACUGGAAGACAUAUUCGCUCUUGCACACAUCGAAAUAGAUUCGGAUGCUGCACAGGAGAAGAUAAUGGCUCUUAUUGAUUCGGCAAAUAUUGAGCCCUCUGAGUUGCUAGCAGACAUGGAUAAUCAGAUAUCUAAAGCCAAAGAAGAGGCACUGAGCAGAAAGGAAAUAUUGGAUAAGGUUGACAAAUGGAUGUCAGCUUGUGAGGAAGAGAGCUGGCUUGAAGACUACAAUAGGGAUGAGAAUAGAUAUAAUUCAAGCAGAGGUGCGCAUUUGAACCUCAAACGUGCAGAAAAAGCUCGCAUAUUAGUCAACAAAAUUCCAGCUCUUGUUGAUACACUAGUUGCCAAAACUCGGGCUUGGGAAGACAGCCGUGGAAUGUCAUUCACUUAUGAUGGUGUUCCUCUUCUCGCCAUGCUCGAUGAAUAUGCUCUACUCAGGCAAGAAAGAGAUGAAGAGAAACGAAGAUUGAGGGACCAGAAGAAAUUCCAAGAGCAGUACAGUACAGAUCAUCAAGAGUCUGCUUUUGGAUCCAGAAUCAGUCCUGGUCGAAUCUCUGGUUCGAAGAAGGCCAUCACGCCUCGUUCCAAUGGCGGUGCUUCGAAUGGGGCUCCGAAUUUGAGUCGAAGGCUUUCGUUGAAUCAGGGAGUCAACAGCAAUGGUGUGAGAUCUGGAAGCAAGGAUGGUAGAAGGGAGAGUGCUCGGCCUUCGGCUCCGGUGAACUAUGUGGCUAUCUCCAAAGAGGAUGCAGCUUCUCUUGUUUCUAGUAGUGAUCCGCCUGUUUCACCAUGACCUUUUUUUUUCCCUUGUAGAAUGCGUGAUGCUGAGUUAUUUUAUGUAUGGAUAAGGUGUGUUAUUAGUGGAGUCUUAGAGACUAGGCUGAGGUAUUUUAUUGAUUCGUCUGGAGUAGUGUGUUUAAUCUGACGAACUGUACUGAUAAAGUAGCUUUGAGUGUUUACCCUGUCUCAUAUUUAUACAUAAGCAGUUGUGAUUAUUGUUCCAGGUGGAA
Molecule: messenger RNA, 2423 nt
Organism: Phalaenopsis equestris
Lineage: Eukaryota; Viridiplantae; Streptophyta; Magnoliopsida; Asparagales; Orchidaceae
Product: 65-kDa microtubule-associated protein 1-like
Exons: 11
Coding region: 434-2206 (590 amino acids)
Biological process (GO): microtubule cytoskeleton organization; cytokinesis by cell plate formation
Cellular component (GO): spindle; cytoplasm
Molecular function (GO): microtubule binding
Source: RefSeq, a predicted model, not a curated record